Messenger RNA from Spodoptera exigua (beet armyworm), 378 nucleotides. Lineage: Eukaryota; Metazoa; Arthropoda; Insecta; Lepidoptera; Noctuidae. The record is from the annotation of a GenBank genome assembly.
AUGGCAAACCAGCACCUGUUUAGCUAUCGGUGUCUUCCAUGGACUAGGAUCAAAACUAUAAUUUUGGCGGUGGUAGUAGCCAGUGAGUGUGGUCAUAGUUUUUUAGGCACGAAUUUUUUAAGGCCUUUAGUGUUCCACAAGGAGGUCCGAUAUCCCGCCAAGGUGCUGCAGAAAAGGAUUGAAAACUUCAACUUUACUCUACCAGCUGUUCCUGGUGUUUACAGUAGAAGUAUUCAGGGUAUCCUUGCGUACGACCUGACACACUCUGGUGCAUCAGCCAACGUGACGAAGGGCGGCCUUGGUUACAACUUCGUUAACAUGCGGAUGAAGAGUGAUCGCUACAAGGAAUUGCAUUACGAUAUUUAUAUUUAUGCUUAA